Ctenopharyngodon idella (grass carp) is the source of this 3089-nucleotide messenger RNA. It is a transcript of the gene tulp1a, whose product is annotated as TUB like protein 1a. Gene Ontology annotation, molecular function: actin filament binding. Lineage: Eukaryota; Metazoa; Chordata; Actinopteri; Cypriniformes; Xenocyprididae. The coding region runs from base 1040 to 2560 and encodes 506 amino acids. Gene Ontology annotation, cellular component: cilium. The transcript is spliced from 13 exons. The record is from RefSeq and is a predicted model, not a curated record. Gene Ontology annotation, biological process: protein localization to cilium.
AAUACAAACUAAAUUUCACUGAUAAAUGGGAAAACACAUAUUGUCUAAUUUGCGAUCUACAUGACAAAAUUGUGUUUCUCUUCAAAAACUUGAUUUCUUUGCUUUCGAUUAUUGUAAUUUUCCAAAAUGUGCAAUCUACUAGAUUAAAUUAUUUAAGGUGAGCCAAUCAAGUACUCGAAAAUGAUUUUUGCUGAAACUGUAAUUCCCAGCAUGCUUUGCUUGGGACUUAAUGAGGAGAGUAAAAAUGUUGAAAUUAAGUGUUGUUUUAUGUGUUUUUGAGCAAAAUGAGAAAAAGGGCAGACUUGAUAGAGUUUAAUAGAGUUUAAUUUGCUUAGGCUGUGGUCUGAUACAUUACCGCUUUUCAUUACUUAGCAUUUAGCAUGCUAAUAUGUGCUGUUGUUGUUGCUAGCUAAUAGUUUAAUAGCUAGAUAACACAAUCUUAUAAUUCAGCCAUGUGACACAAAAUAUAAGAAAUUGAAUCAAUCCUGUUAGGAAACUAUAUUAAAACCCUGUUAGGGAACCAUACUAAUAUAAUCUUAAAAUUCAGUCAUGUGACACAAAUUAAAAUAAAUUUUUUUGGGGGUUAUUUAAAAUUACUUAAUUCCAUAAUGUUGAAAUUAUGUAAACAAGUUUAUGUAAAUCCAACACACCUUUUUUCUGUGUGACAUGUUUAAAAAUGACAAAAACAUUAUGAAAACUUUAACCAAAAUAAAAACAAAAUAUAAAAAUAAAAACAUUCUCAAAUAUCUCAACGAUAUGAUAAUAGUACUACUUUUUCACUGAUAAUCUAAUGUGUAAUGAAGAAGGUUCAUUCUGCGGUAGCGUUCAGUAGAUGGUAUGCUCCUCUGGUGUUGUUUUGGUUGCUCCUGAGGCAGAUGGGCUCUACACUGAAUCCUAUUAUCAACUUCUCCGGACUAAACUAGCUUUCAUAAUCAGCCACACUGAUGCCCUCAGCGCACACUCAUAUACACUCACAUGACCGCUUCAUCUGCUCUCUUGCCUGGACUUUUACUCGUGAACCGAUGUCAUCUCAAUAACCAUGUCUGCAGAGAAGAAGACAAAAAAGAAGAAGCCGGAGGCAAAUUCUGGAAAGGCCAAUGGAGCCGAAGACAAACCGAAAAAGAGCAAAGCUAAAAAGACUGAAGAGUUGUCAGGCGAUGAGGAGAGUACGCCUUCAAAGACAGAGAGAAAAACCGUAAAGAAAAAGAAAACCGAGAAGGACAAAGAAGACGUAACAGAGAAGAGUGCAAAAAAGAAGCCCAAGAGUACUCCUAAGAAGAAGAAAGAUUCUGAUGAUGAAGAUGAUGAGGAUGAUGAAGAGGAGACCUCACAGAAGAAGACAAAGAAGAAAACCACCAAAGAAAGCUCCCUUGCUGACACCAAAGAAAAGAAAUCAAAGGCCAAAGAGAAUAAAGGUGAAUCAGAAAGCAAAGGAAAGACAUCUAAGGCAAAAAAGGAGCCAGCUUCUAUGUUUCAGAUAAAUGGAGAUAAACCAGAUUUUAUCGCAAAAAAGAAAGCCACUAAGUCCGACAGCGAUGAGAGUGAGCCAGAGACUAAGCCCAGCAAGAGCAAAAAGAAAUCCACUGCCAACUCCACCUCCAUGUUUCAAGCUGGAGGAGACAAAGACAAGAAAAAAGACAAGAGUAAUAAGGACAAAGAGAAGAAUAACAAGAAAAAGAACGUUGCUAAAUCUGAUGAAAGUGAUGAUGAGGAAACAGAAGUGCCCAAAAAGAAGAAAGGCAAAGGAAGGAAACAUAAAAAGGAGGAGGAGAGGCCUCCAUCACCAGAGAUUGAGUUUGAUGACCUUGAGGAGUUUGUUCUUCAGCCUGCGCCACAGGGAACCACCAUCAAGUGUAAAGUGACACGCGAUAAGCGCGGCAUGGACAGAGGCUUCUACCCCACCUAUUACCUCCAUUUAGACAAUGAGAAGAAGGUCUUCCUACUGGCUGGUCGAAAAAGAAAAAAGAGUGCAACGUCAAAUUAUUUGAUAUCCAUAGAUGCCACUGACCUGUCACGGGGUGGAGAUAAUUUUAUCGGAAAGCUGAGGUCUAAUCUCAUGGGUACCAAGUUCACAGUGUUUGACAAUGGUCUCAACCCUGACCGUGCCCUCAGGGACAUGUCUAAUGCCCGGCAAGAACUAGCGGCUAUCAUUUACGAGACAAAUGUGUUGGGGUUUAAAGGGCCCAGAAAAAUGACUGUGAUCAUCCCAGGCAUGGAUGACGACAACGAACGAGUGCCGAUAUGUCCACGAACAGAAAACGACAGUAUACUUGUGCGCUACCAGAACAGACAGAUGGACAACCUGAUUGAACUCCACAACAAAACUCCAGUUUGGAAUGAUGACACUGCUUCCUAUGUCCUCAACUUCUCUGGACGGGUCACACAAGCCUCUGUCAAGAACUUCCAGAUCGUCCACAGCAAAGACAAUAGCUACAUCGUGAUGCAGUUUGGAAGGGUGGCAGAUGAUAUGUUCACUCUGGACUAUAAUUACCCCAUGUGUGCAGUACAAGCCUUUGCUAUCGCUCUGUCCAGCUUUGAUGGCAAAUUGGCCUGCGAAUGAACACAAGGCACAAAAUUUUAUGACCAGGAGUCGCAUCUUUGUAAUCAACACAAUAAGUUCAUCAUCAGGAUGCAAGAUGAAGAAAGAUGUGCUAUCUGAUAACGUGGGACAUUUUUAUGAUUUUCACUGUGCCUGAAUGCGACUGGGAUACAUUUAACUUUACCUAGAAACAGAACAGGAACUGACAGUCAAAGCUAGGCAUUACACACACAUGUGCUGCAUGGAUGCAUGGGAUGAAUGCAGGCUACAUAAAAUGACUGAAAGACUAUUUGAUUAUACUUUGUGUUGUACUGAGAUUUAUGAAUGUGUGGACUUUUUUAUAUCAAAAGUAAAUGAUGAAUGCAAUAUAUGUUUUUUACCUCAAACACCUGAGGUGCAAAACAUAUGAAAACAUAAGUCAUUUUUGUUGUUUCAAAAUUUGAUUAGAAUACGUUUACUGAAUUACAGUAUCAUAUUGGGUUUUUUUUUUUUCUUUUUUUGGUUAUACUAAUUCUGUCAAAAUGUGUAUGCCUUUAUAUAUAUAUAUAUA